Messenger RNA from Pygocentrus nattereri (red-bellied piranha), 387 nucleotides. RefSeq names its product cAMP-specific 3',5'-cyclic phosphodiesterase 4D-like. The record is from RefSeq and is a predicted model, not a curated record. NCBI's taxonomy places the organism in Eukaryota, Metazoa, Chordata, Actinopteri, Characiformes, Serrasalmidae. The coding region runs from base 97 to 387 and encodes 96 amino acids. The transcript has a single exon.
UUGUCGAAGUGAUCGCCAAACUGGCUCUACAUUAGCUUGAAUUGCUCACAGACAAAAGAACAAACUAGUGCUGUGUCUUCGGUGAGUCCAGCGAGGAUGGACGCCGGUGGCAAAGUGACCCCCUCCUGCCUGGUUUCUGACAGCAGGCACGCAGACCAGAACGCUCCAGCCCCCAAACAUCUGUGGAGGCAGCAGGACCGGCUGGCGCUGGAGCGCGAGAGCUGCCGCAGGAACAGGCGCGUGAAGCAGCGCGGAUUUUCGGACAACGAAAAAUACCUCAGGCCGGGGACCAUGGACCGGACCUGCGCGGUGGACACCGGCGGACGACCUGGGCUUAAAAAAUCGCGGAUGUCGUGGCCAUCGUCCUUCCAGGGACUCAGACGGUGA